Leptosomus discolor (cuckoo roller) is the source of this 1019-nucleotide messenger RNA. Lineage: Eukaryota; Metazoa; Chordata; Aves; Leptosomiformes; Leptosomidae. The record is from RefSeq and is a predicted model, not a curated record.
AGGAUGAAGAUGAUGACGAGAUGGUGGAGCCAAAAGCACAGGAUGACUUGGAGAUGGAAAAUCAAGACCAGAAGCAGGAAGUGAAAGAAGCUCCUCCUAGAGAACUGACAGAAGAAGAAAAACAACAAGUUCUCCAUUCAGAAGAAUUCCUGAUAUUUUUUGACCGGACAAUACGUGUAAUCGAGCGAGCGUUGGCUGAAGAUUCAGACAUCUUCUUCGACUACAGUGGCAGAGAUGUAGAAGAGAAAGAUGGAGAUGUUCAAGCAGGAGCCAACCUUUCCUUUAACCGUCAGUUUUAUGAUGAGCACUGGUCGAAGCAUCGCGUCGUCACCUGUAUGGAUUGGUCUCUGCAGUACCCCGAGCUGAUGGUUGCAUCUUAUAACAACAACGAAGACGCUCCACAUGAGCCUGAUGGGGUAGCCCUGGUAUGGAACAUGAAGUUCAAGAAAACCACACCGGAAUAUGUUUUCCAUUGUCAGUCCUCCGUGAUGUCUGUCUGCUUUGCCCGCUUUCACCCGAACCUGGUCGUCGGUGGAACGUACUCUGGCCAAAUUGUCCUGUGGGAUAACCGCAGCCACAGGCGCACUCCGGUUCAGAGAACUCCCUUAUCUGCUGCUGCUCACACGCAUCCCGUGUAUUGCGUGAACGUCGUCGGGACGCAGAACGCGCACAACCUCAUCACCGUCUCUACGGAUGGCAAAAUGUGCUCCUGGAGCCUGGACAUGCUCUCAACUCCACAGGAGAGCAUGGAGCUCGUGUACAAUAAGUCCAAACCCGUGGCGGUUACAGGAAUGGCUUUCCCAACCGGAGAUGUCAACAACUUCGUCGUCGGCAGUGAAGAGGGAACAGUCUACACGGCCUGUCGUCAUGGAAGUAAAGCUGGCAUUGGUGAAAUUUUUGAAGGCCACCAGGGACCCGUCACAGGAAUCAAUUGUCACAUGGCCGUGGGUCCAAUUGACUUUUCCCAUCUCUUUGUCACAUCAUCGUUUGACUGGACAGUCAAGCUGUGGACCACGAAG